Messenger RNA from Paracoccidioides lutzii Pb01, 3243 nucleotides. Its product is annotated as phosphatidylserine decarboxylase proenzyme. The coding region runs from base 1 to 3243 and encodes 1080 amino acids. Gene Ontology annotation, biological process: phospholipid biosynthetic process. Gene Ontology annotation, molecular function: phosphatidylserine decarboxylase activity; calcium ion binding. The transcript has 7 exons. The record is from RefSeq and is a predicted model, not a curated record.
AUGGUCCGAUUGUCUCUUGCCCGCCGCGCCGGGAGCCAUUUCAGGACUAAAAGUUCCUCUCCCACCCCUUCCGCCGAACGCAGUCCUUCCCUCGCAUCCUCUCGACCUGACGUCAAGCCGUUGAUCCUCAAGGCAACUGUCUUAGCCGGGAGGAAUCUAGCUCCCAAAGAUAAAAAUGGAUUGAGUGAUCCCUACUUGGUUGUAUGUCUGGGCGAUGCCAGACAGUCAACCCCAAUGGUAAACAAAACAUUGAAUCCGGAAUGGAACGUCUCAUUCGACUUGCCCAUCAUCGGUGUACCGCUACUCGAAUGCACUUGCUGGGAUAAAGAUAGAUUUGGCAAGGAUUACAUGGGAGAAUUUGAUAUUGCUCUAGAAGAUAUCUUUUCAGCUGGACAAAUCCAGCCGCAGCCGCAAUGGUAUACGCUGCGCUUCGGGAGGAAAGCGGGGAAAAAGAGAAGCGAUGUGUCUGGCGAAAUCCAGAUGCAAUUUACUCUCAUUGACCCGUCAAACCCGACUGCAACGCCGGAGGGUAUCUAUCAGAAAUUCAAGGCCAUCGUAUCUAGCGACGAUGAGGACGAGGUUGUCGCUGUUUCGGGUGACACGGAUGACUUUGAGAAGGAUGACGAGACUUCAGACGAAAUAGAUGACCCUAUGAAACCUGAAGUGGUCGAGAAGCGCCGCCGAAGGCUGCGAAUUGCCCGCUUGAGACGCAAGUCAAUGGCCGCCAAAGCGUAUGAGUUCUCUGGCUCCAAAGACGGCGUUUCCGGUAUUGUAUUUAUGGAAAUAGUGAAAAUCAUGGAUUUGCCUCCAGAGUCGAAUAUGACACGCACCUCUUUCGACAUGGACCCCUUUGUCGUUACAUCCUUGGGCAAGAAAACACUGAGAACCCGUGUUAUUCGCCACAACCUAAACCCCGUUUUUGAGGAGAAAAUGGUCUUCCAGGUGAUGAAGCAUGAACAGUCAUACUGUAUUUACUUUACGGUCAUUGACUGGGAUAAGCUGUCCGGGAACGACUUUGUUGCAUCCGCAAAUUUCCCUUUACAAACACUUGUAUUAGCCGCACCGGUUGCGGAUCCAGAGACAGGACUCUACAAGCUGCCUGAACCAUCUGAACCUUCGCCUACGCCGCCUGCCUCUAAAUCGCGUUUUCGGUUAAACCUCUCGCGUUCUUCGUCAGCUUCAAGUUUGCAGAAGCUGGCAAAGCCAGUACUGAGAUCCAAAAGCUCAGCGACAUCGCUGUCAAAUCAGUUCCAACAAGAGCAACAAGGCUCUCCUACCCGUAGCAACGUCCCCUCCGAGAACUCUUCCCAGCUUAAUGUUCCAGGCACAGCAAAUUUGGUAGAAGAGCCCGGAGUGCCAGCGGAUGAGUAUGGCCUCAAAACUUAUGUUAUCCCGCUUGUCUUGAAAAAUAAGGAACGGUGGGAGGACAAGCAUUUCCCUGAACUCCAUGUGAAAGCGAAGUAUAUGCCUUAUGCAGCAUUGCGCCAGCAGUUUUGGAGAGCAAUGCUUAAGCAAUAUGACGCUGAUGAUACUGCCCGAAUUAACAAAGUUGAAUUAACCACAAUGCUGGAUACACUAGGUUCGACGCUCAAGGAGUCAACUAUAGACGAGUUUUUCCACCGGUUUGCCGAGGAAAAUGGACCAGGAGAAACUGCAGCCCUCACGUUUGACCAGGCCGUUAUCUGUUUGGAAGACACCCUUCAAUCGCUACAGAGAAAGUCAAUAUCUGACAAACUGAGGCGUCUUGCGCCACGUCAUACGUCUGGAGGAAGCCCAGGAAGUGAGAAUCAUUCGGGUAAUGAAGAUAUUGUACCUGAAAUUAGCCUUUCCCUGCCUUCCAAUGCUGACCCCGAAUGGCCAGUUGUGCCCACUAUUACUCGUCAUGAGCCCUCAUCUUCAGGAGACAGCGAAGACAGUCUCCAUCCGGAUGACCUAGCCGACGACAGAGGUGAGGAACACGUAGUCGAAGUUCGACAAUGCCCUAUUUGUCAUCAGCCGCGACUAGGAAAGAGGUCGGAUGCCGAUAUUAUUACCCAUAUUGCGACUUGCGUCAGCCAGGAUUGGAGACAGGUUGGUAACUUGGUUAUGGGCGGCUUCGUAACUUCUAGUCAGGCGCAGAGGAAAUGGUAUUCCAAGGUUAUUACGAAGAUCUCCUACGGUGGUUAUAAGCUUGGUGCAAACUCUGCCAAUAUCUUGGUUCAAGACCGUAUCACCGGACAGAUUAACGAGGAGAGGAUGAGUGUACAUGUAAGACUUGGUAUCCGAUUGCUGUACAAAGGCUUGAAGAGCAGGGAAAUGGAAACAAAACGAAUUCGCAAAAUGCUCAAGUCGUUGAGUAUCAAACAAGGAAAGAAGUUUGAUGACCCUGCGUCCGCAGCGCAAAUCGUACCAUUUAUCAACUUCCACCAGCUGGACAUGUCCGAAGUGCUACUUCCACUCAGUGAAUUUAAGACAUUCAACGAGUUUUUUUACCGCGCCUUGAAACCAGGUGCUCGUCCAGUCUCUGCGCCUAAUAAUCCUAAAAUCGUCGUAUCGCCGGCCGACUGCCGGUCCGUAGUCUUCGACCGUAUCGACGAAGCAACCAAGAUCUGGGUUAAGGGGAGGGAGUUUUCCGUUGAAAGAUUGUUGGGUAAGGCGUACCCGGAAGAGGCGAAGCGGUACAAGAAUGGCGCAUUGGGGAUCUUCAGGUUGGCUCCGCAGGAUUACCAUCGUUUCCAUUUCCCUGUGGAUGGUGUGAUGGGGACACCCAAGACUAUCGAAGGGGAAUACUAUACUGUUAACCCCAUGGCUAUCCGAUCUGCACUGGACGUGUACGGGGAGAACGUAAGGAUCGUUGUUCCUGUCGAUUCCGUCGAGCAUGGUCGUGUUAUGAUCAUUUGUGUUGGGGCGAUGAUGGUUGGGAGCACUGUUAUUACGCGACAGGCAGGAGAGAAGGUGGCGCGUGGAGAAGAGUUGGGAUAUUUUAAAUUUGGUGGGAGUACUCUGUUGGUUUUGUUUGAGCCGGGGAGGAUGUGCUAUGACUCGGAUCUUGUGGGUAACUCCUUGGGUGCGUUGGAGACUUUGGUUCGUGUUGGCAUGUCGAUUGGUCACCACCCUGACGCCGCGGAAUAUACUCCUGACAUGCGCAAGAGUGAGGAAAAUAUUACUCAACAUGAUCGGGAGGAGGCGAUGCGCAGGAUCGAAGGGAGUUUGAACUCCCCCACUCCCGGACAACUUAUGCGCCCUGUGCCCCUACUUAGCUGA